UUGCUGUUGUGCUCGUUCUUGUUUGCAGGUUGCCUCUCUCUCCUGGUGACAGUGCAGGAUGUUGAACGUUACACCACCUUAUUUGCCACUGUUAUCCUCAAGUGCGACUAUAGCACCUCAGCUCAGCUGCAGGACGUGCUGGUGACCUGGCGCUUCAAAUCCUUCUGCAAAGACCCCAUCUUUGACUACUAUUCAGCCUCAUACCAGGCUGGUUUAGCUCUUGGCCAGGACCCAUCUGACAGCUGCAAUGACAGCCAGCGAAAGGUGCGCCUUGUCAUCCAGAGAUAUGGGCAGAAGGAGCCUGUGCUGGGUGUCGACUACCGGCAACGAAAGAUCACCAUUCAGAACCGGGCAGACCUUGUCAUCAGUGAGGUCAUGUGGUGGGAUCACGGCAUGUACUACUGCACUGUGGAAGCACCGGGAGAUACCUCAGGGGAUACGGACAAAGAAGUUAAGCUGAUUGUUCUCCACUGGCUCACAGUACUCCUCAUCAUUCUUGGUGGCCUCCUCCUCCUUCUGCUGAUUGGAGUAUGCUGGUGCCAGUGCUGUCCCCAGUAUUGCUGCUGCCACAUCCCAUGUGUCUGCUGCCCAACCCGGUGCUGCUGUAAUGAGGAAGCACUGGAACGGCAUCGGUUCAUGAAGCAGGCUCAGGCACUUGCACCUUGGAUGUCACCCAACAUGUUCUACAGGGGUGGCGACAGGAACUCGCAGCUUUCCUCUUACCAGCUGAACCCUCUACUGCAACAAGAUGUGUCUCAGCAAAACAGUGUUCCGCUGGUGCAGCCACAAGCUCAGCUUUUCCCUAACAAGGGUGUUUUAGACUAUCUAGAGUCUGAAAUCCAAAACAUGAAUGUGUCACAACUCCAGCCACCCUCUCACCAGCAGCAUGGCAUGCAGCCCAGCUUGCUGUCCUCCUUGGGCUCUGCGAUCAUGCGACCUCCUCUCACUGAUCAUGUCUCCUCCAUCCAUGGGAGCAGCAACUCCUCACGACUGCAGAGAGCUGCCCGCGCCCCCAGAACCUGGGAUCCUGCAGCAGAGGACAGGAGGGAAAACCGGAGGUGGCCCUUGCCUUCCAGUGGAGAUUCUCAUUCCAGCUACAGUCAGGAGCCCUGGGACAGGCAGCGAGAGGACCAUUCUCAGAGGCAGAGAGCAGGCGGCAACAAUGGCAGGGCCCAGCACUCCAGACGGGAUGUGUCACCUCCACGCCAGGCUGGGAGGGGCAAAAGCAGCAGCAGCAGCUCCAGUUUCUAUCCAGAGGAUACCAAGGAGCGCUCCAGCCACCAUCGUGGCUGGAGACAGGAGCCCGCAGAGAGGCGAGACUACCAGCACCACACCAGGAGGAGCAAUAACUCAGGUCAGCGGAGGCACAGCUACUCUCCCCCUUCUCGCCGGGGGUCGUGGAGCUCCUCAGAAGAGCAAGAUCGUCUCCCAGCGACAAACCGCAGGCGGCGGCACCAGUCUCGGGAAUGGCCAGAAGAUAAGCCCCCCAGUUACCGUUCAUUAGAAGUCAUCCCAGGCCAGGAGAAGAAGCAUAAAGGCAGCGCAGGGCCACGCUCGGUGAGUCAGCUGCUUUUUUGCUCUCCCAUCUAA
Molecule: messenger RNA, 1590 nt
Organism: Apaloderma vittatum (bar-tailed trogon)
Lineage: Eukaryota; Metazoa; Chordata; Aves; Trogoniformes; Trogonidae
Gene: ILDR1
Product: immunoglobulin-like domain containing receptor 1
Exons: 7
Cellular component (GO): plasma membrane
Molecular function (GO): high-density lipoprotein particle receptor activity
Source: RefSeq, a predicted model, not a curated record